UACAUCGGAGCUCAGCUUGAGGACUCUGUGUGGCCCCUGACCAUGGCCCUGUGGACUUUCAUAUUAGGGGCCCUCCUGCUGCUGCUGGGCCUGGCUACUGCCUGUUUCCUGCUCUACUGCGCCUAUGUCCAGUAUAUCCACAUGAAGUACGACCACAUCCCGGGACCCCCCAGAGACAGUUUUUUACUUGGUAAUUUCACCACUUUGAUGAGGUCGAUGAAGGAUGAUAAUCUGGUACAUGAACUAUUCCUGCAAUGGGCCCAAACUUAUGGACCCGUGGUCCGGAUUUACGCCUUGCACAAUGUGAUGAUUCUCCUCACCAGUCCCAGUGGAGUAAAGGAAAUUCUGAUGUCUCCAAAAUACACAAAGGAUGACGUCUACAGGCGUGCGUUCAGUCUCUUCGGUGUAAGGUUUUUGGGGAAUGGAUUGUUGACCAACCGCAAUUAUGACCAUUGGCACAAACAGCGGAGAGUCAUGGAUCCGGCAUUUAACAGAAUAUACUUGACGGGGUUAAUGGGGCCCUUUAAUGAAAAGGCCGAGGACCUGAUGGAGAGACUGGCAGAAAAGGCGGACGGCAAGAGUGAGAUCUCCAUCCAUAACAUGAUGAGCAAAGUGACGCUGGAUGUCAUCGCAAAGGUGGCGUUUGGACUGGAGCUGAGGUCCCUGCAGGACGAUCAGACUCCCUUCCCCCGAGCAAUCUCAUUGGUCAUGCAGGGCGUGGCGGAAACCCGAAAUCCCCUGGCGAAGUUCACCCCAGGAAAGCAAGCUUUUAUCAGAGACGUCAAGGACAGCCUGAGACUGCUGCGCCAGACAGGGAAGGAAUGUAUAGAGAGGAGGCAGAAGGCGAUGCAAGAUGAAGAAGAUGUCCCGCUUGACAUCUUAUCACAGAUACUUAAAGGAGCAGCCUUGGAAGAUACGUGUGACCUGGAAAGUUUGCUGGAUAACUUUGUGACAUUCUUCAUAGCAGGUCAAGAGACCACAGCAAACCAGUUGUCUUUUGCAGUUAUGGAGCUUGCAAGGAAUCCGAAUAUACUGGAAAGAGCCCAGGCUGAAAUUGAUGAGCAAAUUGGUUCAAAAAGAGAUAUUGAAUAUGAAGAUCUGAACAAGCUGCAGUAUCUUUCCCAAAUUCUCAAGGAGACUUUACGAUUAUAUCCCACGGCCCCGGGAACAUCUCGCCUUUUAGAUAAAGCCGUAGUCAUCGAAGGGCUCAGCAUCCCACCCAAUGUCGCCUUAGUGUUUAACUCAUACGUCUAUGGAAGAACGGAGCAGUAUUAUAAGGAUCCUCUGACCUUUGACCCUGAUCGAUUUAGUCCUGAAUCCCAGAAGCCGCACUUUACGUAUUUUCCAUUUUCCUUGGGGCCUCGAUCGUGUAUAGGACAAGUGUUUUCACAGAUGGAGGCAAAAAUAGUGAUGGCAAAACUUUUGCAAAGAUUUGAGUUCCAGCUGACAGACGGGCAAAGCUUUCAGAUCAUAGACACCGGGACUCUGCGACCGAAAGAUGGAGUCAUGUGCCGACUGAAGCCUCGGACUAAAUAAAUAAUGUGAGAAUGUCAUGGCGUCACUACGUGGGGUAUUCACAGGACUUAUGUUCCAUAAGCAUACUACAGCUUCCCAGGAACUUAAAAGGGUACUCCAGGGAACUAAACCCAUAGCCCAUCCUUUCCCUCCCAUCAACCUAUUUAGUUAUCUAAAUAUCAUUCAUUAGCUAUAUAGAGCAGUUCCCCCUAUUUGAUUGUCACUUACAUGCAGGAAGUGAGGGAAUGACAUCAUCCAGCCUUCCACUUUGUCUUUGUUCAUAUCCCACUCUGAAAGCAGCCCCACCCUCCUGAGAGACACAGACCAUGUGGAUUCUGCCCUGCACUGAUGAGUCCUUUAGUGCUGAGAACUGGGAGGUGUGUGCAGCUUUAGCCAAUCAGACACUGAACCUCUCUCUGCUGCUCAGAGCAAGAGGGUGGGGGCUGCUCUCAGAGAGGGAGCUAGCUGGCAGAGCUGCAAUGAUUGCUGGGAGAUGUAGGCAAGGGGAGGGAAGAAUAGCAAAGAAUAUCAUGCAGCCAGAGCAGGCAACAGGGGCCAGUGAUGAAUUAGUUACAAUUUUCAGAGAAGUCCCCUUUUAAUCCUGGUUGUAUCCAGUAAUCAGAACAGUCAUGUAAUGUUACUGGAUAACGGUCAUGUCACGUUAUUUCCAUACCACCCCCCCUACAGAGUAGAUACCCAUAUAAGGGUGCAUUCACACCAAGUUUUUGCAAUACAGUUCCCGUAUAUGUUUUCAAUGUUUUUGUCAAUGUUUUUGAUGAAAAACGGAUUCCUUAAAACCUGACUAAACUGUAUCAUAACGUGUGUAUAAAUUUAAAGUUAAAAACCGUAUACGGUUUGAAAAAUGAUGUCCGGUUGCAUCCGUUUUAUAAGAAGAAAACGUAUACAUUUUUAACUUUUCACUCCAUUAUGAAUAAAGUUUCACUUGUCUGAUUGAAAUUCCAAGAAAAAAAAAAAAAAAAACAGUGGAAAGUCAAAAACUGUAUGGUGAAAACCGGAUGGAACCGUACGCACAUACAGGUCUGUACCGUUCCCAUUUACUCCCAUGUUAAAAAAUAAAUGUACACGGUUUAAUACGGUUUUUCACCCAAAACCACGGUAGGCUACGGGUGCGGCGCGGCGCACGGGGGUGCAUUAUCGGCAAGUUAAUUGCCGAUACGAUAAUGUCCAAAAUCGUGAAUAUCGGCCGAUAAUAUCGGCCAAACCGAUAAUCGGUCGAUCCCUAAUCAAUACUUAAACAGGCACAGUCAUGGGUCAAAAUUGAAGAAGAAUCAUCAGCAAGGUCAGGGGAAAACAUGUUGUGGUCCAUUCGCCUUGCCCUCGAGUCUUUAAAGGGGUUCUCCACUGCCGCAGCGUCCGGAACAUUUUGUUCUGAACGCUGGGUGCAGUCAGCGAGGGUCGUGAUGUCAUGCACACGCCCCCUAGUGACGUCACACCACGCCUCCUCAAUGCAAGUCUAUGGGAGGGGGCGUGGCGGCUGCCACGUAACAUAACGGGUUCAUCAUUUCCCUGGGGUCCGGAGAUAGCCCUUCUAAACCAAACUGGAAGACGGAGAAACUUCCGAGUGUACUUCAAAUUAUAAAUGGUACACAUGUCAACUGUUUAAAGGGGUAUUCCAGGAAAAACUUUUUU
Hyla sarda is the source of this 3165-nucleotide messenger RNA. RefSeq names its product cholesterol 24-hydroxylase-like. Gene Ontology annotation, molecular function: cholesterol 24-hydroxylase activity; iron ion binding; heme binding. The record is from RefSeq and is a predicted model, not a curated record. The transcript has 15 exons. The coding region runs from base 43 to 1536 and encodes 497 amino acids. NCBI's taxonomy places the organism in Eukaryota, Metazoa, Chordata, Amphibia, Anura, Hylidae. Gene Ontology annotation, biological process: cholesterol catabolic process.